Molecule: messenger RNA, 10149 nt
Organism: Porites lobata
Lineage: Eukaryota; Metazoa; Cnidaria; Anthozoa; Scleractinia; Poritidae
Source: the annotation of a GenBank genome assembly
AUGCCGGGUCCAAGAGGAGACAGAGGGCGCGAAGGACCCCCUGGGAAGAGUGGACCCCAAGGAAUUAAGAGAAUGAAAGGUCAACAGGGACUUCUGGGAAUGAAAGGAGAGCGAGGCAUUGCGGGAAUGACAGGAGAGCGAGGAGCUGUGGGAAUAAAAGGAGAGCGAGGCAUUGUGGGAAUGAAAGGAGAGCGCGGAGCUGUAAGAAUGAAAGGAGAGCCAGGCAUUGUGGGAAUGAAAGGAGAACGCGGAGCUGUGGGAAUGAAGGGACAGCGAGGCAUUGCGGGAAUGAAAGGAAGAAAAGGAGAUAAAGGAGAGAAAGGAGAAAGCGCCAAAGCAAGUCAAAAUAAUUGUAGUGAGCUGGCUUUCGAAUUCGGUUUCAAUGUCAAGUUUGGGCCAACAUGUUUGCCGCUUUUCUCCAGCCAUCGCCCACUUGUCGAGCUUCUGAUGCUUCGGAAACCUACAUAAUCAUCCUGUUUCCUUCAAGAUAUACGCGUCCCUUUUGAUUGCAAACAGCAAAUAGCUACUAAACAUUAAAAGCAGAAGACAUCCCACGUAAUUGUAUUUAAAAAGAAGUCUGUACAAAGUUAUUUUAGGUGGAAUCCGUGCUAAACACUCUGCAAGUUCACUGAAAGUCUUCAUUUGCAAUUUUUGUUUACCCUCCAACGCCUCGCUUUCAUGAAUAUGCACCAGUUUUUUUCCCGCGUGUCCUCCAUUUGUGAAUACGGUGUAAAAUUGUAGUGAUAGCUGCAUGCAAACGACCUUUCACAACUAACGAGAAGGCUUAAGAAUCACCGAAUUUCGUUGAAAUUAAUUUUCCUCUUGCAUUAGAAGACGUUUGAUGUCGCUAUACCGUUUACAGAAAGGAAAAAAUAAAAUUCAUAAGCUUAAAUUCACCAAAUCAGUAACUUUACCAUAAAAGCAAGUCAAAAAGUUGGUAUACCAUUGAGACUGCGAAGUUUGAUAUCAUGCAUAUUUUGAUUGUAUUACAUUCUUUCUUAUUUGUAAAUAAUUUUGUGAAAACUAAUUACAUUGACACAUUAAUGAAGCUGUUACUUACUUACCUACUUACGCCAUUUUAUUUUAUUUCGUAGUGAACUGGUGCACAACUAUCUUCCCAAGAGGCGGUAAAUAAUGGUGGAGACGCAAUGAGUGUCGCUCGAGUCUUUUUAGCGCCUUACACCGUCCCUGAGGAGGGGUAGAUGUUUAGCCAUUUUCGCACGCUUUGAUUGGCUUCCGUAACUCGGAACAGUCCUUAACUAUGCACCGGCUGUUUUAGGACGGGCGUCAAGAUUGCGUGUCCUUUAGCGACAACUAACAGAUACUAAGAAACAAACGAAAGUUGUUUGUUUUGUUUCGUGGUAAUUAGACUUGAUAUUUCAGCAACCUGACCCUACCCUGUUUAAGACAAAGAAACAUUAUUUUAUGACCCUAACUCAUUUCGUUUUGCAAACAGAAUUAGGCAUUUUUGAAACGAAUACCAGGUAAUACUACAAAAGGAUUAUUCACAGCACAAAUGUAGGCCCAACUUUCACACUCUUUAAAAGGCAUCCCGUCCAAAAAUCACCUCGUUAAAGAGGCUAAAUGGUGAAUUAGUUGACCUUGUUUGAGACUCACUAUAGUGAAACCUUAAAACCAACUUCAUGUUGUUCAGUGGCACGUAACCUUUUAGGCUAAAGAAGUAAGGGAAUCCCCCGGGUCUUCAAUUAAAAUUGAAUUGGCCAUUUUGCGAAAGGGAUGAUACUUCGUUAUUUAUAAAAAACGGGCGUAGUUUUGUAUGCUUCUUGUUCUAGCCUGUAAAACAGGUGUUAUUUACUUACUUUUGUUUGUUUCUGAUUUUUGCUUUUGCUUGCGGGAAAAGGUAGGCACGAGGCGAUCAUCAUAGAACGCUUGAUUUUGCAGCAAAAAUGAGAUCUGCUGACAAAAAGAUUUGAAGACAAAAAAGCUUUUUGAUUCUGAUUAUAAACAAACAUUCCCUAGUUUGCCGACAUGUUUACUUAAUAAUAUUAUAUGGCAUUUUUUUUCUGCCCUAAGCUUUCGUUAUAAUCUUUCUCGUCUGGUGCCUUUAAAUCAAGAGUAGAUUUGCUUUUUUAGCAGGUAAUUGUUCUUGGAGAUACUACCAUCUGAAGUGACUUAAUAAAUUGUUAAUUCUUGGGCGCUGCUAAGCAAAGUACGACUUGCCAAAGCCGAGGGCUGAAGAAGGGAAUUGACCUGUGAGAAACCCCAACAAAUUACGAUAUCUUACCGUGAUAAUAAGGUUCAAUAACUUUUUUUAUCAUUUUAUAUGCAGUCGAAGCUCUGCUCGCUACCUCUUCCGUAAGCUAGAGGCGACCAGUUUACAGCCAGUUUAUACAGUCACUACGGAACCUCGAUAAUUGACUCGGAUAACUAGAAUUCUUCGCUAACUCGAACUAAAUUUCCCUUCCCUUAAUCAAAACUUCACUGAAAUUUACCCAGAUAACUCAAAUGUCUCGCUAAUUCGAACCACGUUUCGUUUCCCUUCAGAGUUCGAGUUACCUGGGUUUUACUGUAUUACCAACCAGUGCCCCCCCACCUCCGCCCCCCCGCUUAACAUGCAAAAAAAUGCAUAGCUGAAUAUUCUCUACGCAUUUUACGGGUAAAGUCAGUGGAGAUCAGAUGUAAAUGAAUUAUGGGGUUCACUGAAUAUACUGCAUGACAAGUAUUUGAAAGUGAAGAAAAUUUAAAAACCACGGGAUAUAAAGACGACGAGCGUGAACGGGAAAUUCAGGCGCCUUGACGUGGGUUUAGGAGAUCAAGUGAGAAGGAGAAGUGGCGAUACAACGUUCUGCAUGAUGUUAUUAAGCAAAGCUGGGAAAGCAUGGUAAAAAGGCUUCAACAUUUUAAUAGUGUGCUUGAGCAACGACGUUUUGAGCCGGACGCACGUGAACCGAAAGUGCACUUUGGAUCCUUGGGCAGUAUUCUGCCGAGCAGUAUGAUAGCAUCAAGCCAAAUUUCGCGGGAAAAGCGUUCUAUUAGACUAAAGGCACUUAGUUGCACAAGUAAGAAUUUGGGUUUCAUGGCAUAUUAAGAAAGAACAAGGUCUCACUGCUUAUUGACGUGCGUUGAAUGCCUUUGCUUGAGCUCCCUAUUAAAAGAAGAAACGAAGGCACAAUGUUGAGCCAAAAUUAAACAGAAAAAAAAAAAAUGUACGUCCAGCACCAUGUCACUAAUCGCAAUGUUAAUGCCAAUAGUUGGAAAGAAUGUAAGAAACUUUGCCUUGGCUGUAAACGAAUGCUAAAGCAGGAACAGUAAAGAACGUCUAUUCGCGUGGGCCGUUUUUAAAAUAACGAGUAAAACAUACAAAAUAAUAGUAAGUUUUGUUUUAAGCUCACCACCGACCACAACUAACCAACAAUGGUUUCCGCAACCACAAUAACAAUUUGCAUUUUUACUUUUUAUCUAAAACAAAGGACGUUAUCAAUCACCUUUAAUGUUUUGUUUUUAUGAAUUUUAAUAACAAACUCGCACAAAAAAACAUAAACACUGCACUAUGAAUCAAUUUUGGUUUGGCGAUAACCAAUGGGUUUUGCGAUGUUAGCUCGUUGUUUAAUUUCCUCGUUUACAUGUCGUUUUCUCUUCUCUAGCUCAGAAUCAGUGGUUAAAUCAAACGUUACAAUCUUUGUGUACACCAGAAGGAAACAAAAACAACUAUCAGUACAGUUUUGGUCGUUCUGUGUACGCGCUAACGGUCUAGUAAACUAUAAAUGAACCGGUCCGCUAAAACAGUCGUUGAUUUUUCUUUCUUAUAUUAUGAUUUGAUGUUCACAGUCUAUCGGUUCAUCCGAUUAGUUUCUUAAAAGAAUUAACGCAGUUUACUUGCCUCACCAAAACAAGGAAGAAUUAGAUAUUAUCGUUAAUGAUAUAUGUCGCAAAGUUAAGAGAACUGAUAUAAACGUCGCUGUUUAAUGAAUCUGCGAAUGUCUGCAUCGACGAUGAGAAUGCCGUUUCUUUCUAAGAACUUCAAUUUUCUUAAAAAAGUUUCAACUAAACUAGAAGGCCAGCAAAAGUUUUUUUAAAGGUACUUCCCUUUGCCAUUUCAAGUCACAACAACGAACAAUAAAGAUAUUAGAAUCGGUAUUGUCCAAUCAGUUUAUCAGUUCUAGUGACGUCAGUAUUUAGUAUUUUCUGAUUAGCUGACGUCUCCUCUAUUGUUCUGUUCCCUAUAUAUUUGCGAUACCACCCGGAUGGUUUGGGUGGAUCAGUAAAACCAGCGCACCACAAACUUCUCUUGCCAACACCUAAGAUAGCAAAAUACAAUCUUAUGCUAAUUCUCAAGCACCAACUAACAUAGUUAUAGAAAUCCAAAGAGGCGCUUUCAAGUCAGUUUACAUCUUUGUGCACAUCCGCUACAUGGCUUGCAUCUGAUUAACAGUGGGGUCUCAGUCAAGGAAUUUGAAUAGGCACAUUGCACAUGAAAAUUAAAGCACCGUCUCCAUUGCUUUAACAGAAUAUUAUAUUUUCAAUAAAUGGAGACCAUGUAGGUCACUGAAGUGGAACAGAAAAGGGACAAUGGUAAAGAAAUAUUUUGAUUAAGAGACUGGUGUCUUAUAAUUCAUACAUGUGAAGACAAGAACGAAGAAUGAAAACAUACAUUUCUACUCAUGAGAUCACACUGAAAAGAUUAUCAUCGAGAAUUGAUAUUCUCUCGGUCUUGAUUAGCUUUAGACUCCAAUUGUACUCGAUCCAAAUAAAAAUAACUUAAGCCCCACACUUAAAAAUCAUAAUGAGUCUGUGGGUUUCAAAUGAUUCAAUCAGUGAUCUAAUAUAAUAACAUCCUCAGUAGAGACUGUCUACAGUUGUCAUAGUGUUACAUCAAACGUAGUAAUUUCAACUUCAUCUUCAUUAAACUUCAUCUAGAAAAAAACUGUCAAACUAAGGUUUUUAAACUUCGUUUAGUUAAACUCAUUACAAAAAGUUUCAAAUGGUUCGUUCAGCGAUCUUUAGAAAGCUAAGUAGACUAUCUACAGUUGUCAUUUUACAUGGAGCCAAGCAAACCAGUUUAUCUUAAACUCCAAACGUCAUGUUAUAAGUUAGCCAUCGAGGCAACUUUAACUAAUUUAUACUUUCACAAAACUCGAAUUUAUUUUUUUUUUCGUUACGGUUAACGGAUCUGUUAAAAAUUAACCCUCGGACGUACGAGCAAAUUCAUACCCCCACCGUCGUACGGGGAGGGUGUACUUCCGAGGGUUAAUUACCAUUUUUUUUAUAUUAAUUUCAUUGUAAGAUUACAUUUUAAGUCUCGGGAACAAUCUGGUCUGUAUCUCUGUCCCUACACUGCGGCUGCCGUAAAUUGACGUAUACAAAACAAAUAAAACAAGAAAGUAUGUUUACUCGUAUUUGUGAAGCGUAAUAAAUGUGCCCGUGGAAACAUUUGAAGUAACAUCCAUGCUGUAUGAAUAACAGUCCUUCAGUUUCCCUUAAUGUCGUGGCUUACCGUUUUGCGACUGCCUAAUUAAAAACAUUAAACCGUAUCCACGCUUUGACUUGUCUUCCAGACCUCCUUCGGCGAGUUUUUCACAGGUUUACCAUUGACCAGUUCUUCUGAGUCAUAAUCAGUGGAAUCAACCUCAAUACAAUCGGAAUCGCUUUCGUACUUCACCAGCUGGUUGAAAUCGGCCUCGGACGCGAGCAUAACUUGCGGAACAAUGGUAUCGCUCACGAAACUUAUUGCGCACUUUUUGUCAGCGACAGAGGAAUUUUUUUAUGUAAGAAGGCAGUGGGCGUUAUGUUGACUUGGUCGGCUGGAAAAAGCACCCUUGUAACAGCAAAAGAAACUGGAUAAGGUCUAAAAAUGGUAAGAGCCGUCAAAACGUCUGUGCUGCGACACCGUUCGACUGACACUUCCAACACUUCCAGUUUACUGAAAAAGGAGAGUGUCGGCUUUUCUCGCUCUACAAGAUCCCAAAAAGACUCGUAAAAUCAUCAAAUUCAAGAUACAUUGAGUCUUCAGACGAGACCUUGAACAUUUAUUUUUAUGACCAUAAUUAUUACGGUUAACGGUUAUUUUAUUUUAUUUUUUUUUUAGUUUUCACGCCUAUUGUCUAGAUUAAUGGCCGUUUUACGGCCAACGGUUAACCCCACUGAGACCCUAGUAGAGGUCAUGUGAUAAUAUAGAAAACCGCUUCUUUCAAAUUUCGUCUUAUUGACGUGCAUGUGUAUGCAUAACUUAUGAAAAGGCUCGAAUAAGACAUAGGGUAGCCUGCGUGGCAAACAUUUCCGUUUGGUUUCAGAGCAAAGAACGACUGAGAAACGGGAUUUUUGGUUUUGGCCGCGAGAGAAAUGAAACGAGAGGCCACUUUUCGCGUUGUCUUUGACUCUCGUUCCUCGUUCUUUGCUCCGAAUAUCGAACCGAAACGUUUGCUACGCAGGGUAGACAAAAGGUCAAGUUAACCUGGGACCUCUAUUGGAAAAACAAAACAUACAAGCUAAGGAUGUCUGUUAACGAUCUUAACUGCUAGGAGGGAGGAGAGAUGACUGUAUUCGCAGGCGUUAGAUUUCAAUUGAUAAUUCUUCAGCAAACAAAAACUGUACCUUAUUAUUCUUAUGGAUAAACCUGACUUUAAACUUGCCGACCGGAUUGUUCUCCACAAUCAAAAAUUUUUCUGCAUUCUGGAAUCCGGAUUCCAUUACAUGAGGAGAGAAAAUUCAUGAUGUGGGACUUACAGGGUUUUGAAGAACCAAGAGUUCUUGACUCGCUUCAACGCUGUGGUAGUUUUAUCGUCUAAGAUGACGGGAUAGUACUAUUGCCGAAAAAAAUUCAUGGAUCGCGCUACAAAAUACGCCUGCUUUGUGGUUGUGAUUAGCAAGUGGAAAGCAUGUCAGACCGUACUGGAUGGGUUUAGGUUUUAUAAAAAGAGAAACUAAAAGUCAUGUAGUCGUCGUUGGCUGUUCGUAUUGCACGAGUUAGUUGAGUAGAAAAUAGUAACAAAAAGUAUAAACAGGUCGUAAUCCAUAUUAAGGCUGGUUUACACUUAGCAAGAGCCAUCGUAGGUCCGAUUUCCAAAGAAAAUAUAAGGUGAUGCAACAGAUUAUUCUAAUCCAUCCGGUCUUAGGCCAAUUAUUAUCUUUCUGUUUUUCUUUCGAAAAAUAAUAGCGUGAAAAGCGGCUUAAAACCCUGCGUUACAAUUAAGAACAAGUUUUCUUUAACGAAGAAAACUUUCUCCACCGUUGCUACUUAAGCUCCAUUAUGUUACUUGCUGUUUGACUCUCAAUUUUGUUAUCGCUCAGUGAGGAGACUGCUUCUAACAUAAAUAACUCGCUACUGUUUUGCAGCAAGUAUACGUUGCAAAAAGUAGGGUCACGUUUUCCAUUAUGUAACGUCUGCUACAGCAAAAAUAAGUACGAAGAUUGGGAGGCUUCGUACCAAGGAUUAACCCCAUAACCCUGAACAUCGCCAUUUUUGACAGAAAAGCCGGGGAAACCUUUUGUAAUAUCUCGUCUAUUGGCCUGAACCAAUGACAGUAAAACACCGUAAACGCCACAUAAGCCUUCCUCUUCAGUUAUGGGCCCAUAUCAUGGGUGUAAACGAAAAAAAUACAUCCAAUUAUUAACCCCACAAGGUAUAAUAAGCUCUCCUCCUGCUUGAACUGAAUUGAAUUCGAUUUAUAAUGACGUUUUGAAGCCUUAAUUAACGACCAGUAAAUACAAAAAUAUCGACCUAUUUGAUAAGCACUGCGACAGCUUAUUUCCAAGCGCUUUUUCUAUGCCAUCAACAAGCCCCCUCGGACAUUAAAGCCCUUUCGUUUAUACGCUUUCCUAAAACCCCUUAAGAAGAUGUAUAGCCAACACUUUAUGGUAAUAGCUUAAUACUGAAGACGAUCUGUUAAGAAUGAGCAACAUUUAACAAGAGUGGAAAUAACUCGAUGUCUGUGGGUUCAUAGCCGUAUAUAUAUAUAUAUUUUAUUAUUAUUAUUAUUUUUUUGUGCGAAUAAUCAUCUCAAUAACGUCACAGUAGUAGAGGAAGGAGAUGUUUUUGUACCUCUCUCACAUAUCUAGCACUAACGGAAAGUCUUCUUGUCGUUUUCAUGUAGCGUUUAAAUUUAUUUAAUGAAUUUUAAUUUCAGGGGCUUAAAAUUGCCAAAUAUGAAAGUGAUACGUCUUAAGCGUGCAAAGAUAUAGUCGGCAAAGUUGUGAACAUCUACAGACCUUUGUGCGUGGUGGGGGAGGGGAAAGCAAGUUUGUGCCCGGCUCCCAUCAUACAAAGUCUGUAAAAUUUCGCGACUUUGGGGAUUUAUAUCUUCAUCGGUUUUCAACAAAUCACUUUCAAAACUUGGCAGUGUUACUCAUUUUAAGGCAUUCUUUCCACUGGUGCCAACUGCCGAUAUAUUUUUCUUAACUUUUCCAUAUCAAAAGUAGACAGAAAGAAAAUAACGUGGAAUAGCCUCUCUUGAACUGUAACUGAGGUACCCUUUGAGGAAGCACCUCCCCGUAUACGUUAAUAUGGGGAGACCCCCUCCCCACCUCAUCCCGCCUUCCAGGUAUAAGAUAUGGGCGUUGGAAAAUAAAAAUACUGUCUAACACUAGACACCUUCAAGCUUGUUUAGCUAGAGCUUAAUGGAGCCGCUACCUUUUUGGACAUAACAUAGCUAACUUGGACUGAAGGCAAAGUGUUAUUUAUGGCGCUCCAAAGAGGAAAGGCAUAGGGUACCGUUAGAAACACAAAGUCGUGAUAGCAUGCAUUAAACUUUGUUGCGUUUGUAACAACUUAUGUUCUGCCAUUUAUUUUUGGAAUGUUCGUUUUUUGAACCUGUUUCAGUGCGCCUGAAGGGGGCAUAAACAGAGAAUAAGAACACGCAAAAAAUACUUGCCAUAAAAGGAAAAAGAAUCAAUCAAAAACAAACAAGCAAUAUACCUGAACAGCUGAGGAUUUACUUCAAAUAUUUGCUAUAAAAUGAUGAGCACUUAGCACUGAUUUCAGAAAACGCUGUGUUCUCGUUCAACUCUCACCGCCAUGGUUCAGUAUUUCGCUGUUUUCCUGAUUCUCUCUUUUUUGGGGGGGUCUCUCUGGGAACAACCACCUCACCUCAGCAACAAAACGCCACUAACCUGAGAUCAGGCUCUAUUUUCGUUUCACUUUGAAAAUUACAUUCCGACGGGCAUGGCGAAAAGAGAGCCUGAUACAAACCUUCUACAAAACGUCUGCCGCCCACUUUUUUGACUGAUUGAGAUUUGCCGAAUCAGCCAACCAAAAUUACUUCCGUUACUUGUUUUUCUAGUCUACAAAUUUUUCACGCGUGCAUGGGAAAAACGCAGACUGGCUGACUUAAAAAAAAAAAGCUUUUAUCUGUUAAUUUUUUCAGCUAAAAAUAAAACAGUCAGCUCAAUCACAUUUAACUUCUUACGAGAUUAAGGGAGAUCUCGAAGGAUUUUUCCUUUGGCGUGGACGGUAAAAAGUUUUCGAAAAGACGGCGACACGAUGUUCUAUUUGGCUAGGCACGCUCGAAUUUAAAGUACUGAAAUAUUUUUCUGUUACCUUAAUAUUUUGCUCGGUAAUUUCCCUCGAUUUUCAGUACAUAAAUCUUUAAAAACGAAAGCAAAGAGCCAACGAGCGAGGACACCGGUUUUCCUGGUUUAUUUUUUACAAAAGCGAAGGCAAACAUCCAGUCUGUUACCUAAAGCCACCAGCUUUUAUAAUAAUGCCUACACUGAAAAUUCCUUGAACGGCGAUACAAUAUUUUUCGUCUAAUACUUUACAGUUGGCGAUUGAGGUUUCUUUCGCAGUGAGCCUCCUCUUGCGUACCCCGUUCAGAGAAGUCAUUCUCGGCUAAACUUUCAAAUGAAACCAGUUUUAAGAUGAAGAGUAUUUUGAUUUGCACUCGUUGAAGCUAUUACAGGGUUUAUUAAAAAAUAGGAAGUAAUCUUGACUGGAGUGGUUAGAAUAAAUCUCUACACACGGUUGCUCACCUCACUACAAUAUGUUUGAUUUGUUUGAUUUUAUUCCAGGACUGUGCGUUUAACAAACUGCAGUCUAAUUCAGCUCUCAGAGUCUCAUUCCAGGGCAACAUGAGGGUCUAUGGAAGUAGUAUUAAGUGUAACCGAUGGUAUUUCAAGUUUAAUGGAAAUGAAUGCAGUGGCCCAAUGGCGAUCGACACCGUUGUUUACAACAACAUGGUCAUCUGGGACCCCUAA